Exophiala mesophila is the source of this 1364-nucleotide messenger RNA. RefSeq lists its product as uncharacterized. The transcript has a single exon. NCBI's taxonomy places the organism in Eukaryota, Fungi, Ascomycota, Eurotiomycetes, Chaetothyriales, Herpotrichiellaceae. Gene Ontology annotation, molecular function: acyltransferase activity, transferring groups other than amino-acyl groups. The coding region runs from base 248 to 1054 and encodes 268 amino acids. The record is from RefSeq and is a predicted model, not a curated record.
CACAAGCCCAGCCACCUGCAGAUCAUCAAAGAUGGCUCUGUAGUCCCUGGCUGGGGCCAAUAGUCUCGUUGUACACUCCGGGAAUGCACAGCAUGACCCAAAGACGAAUGAGUCAGGGCAUAAUUGAAUCAUUGAGGUAUAAAGCAUCGUAUGAGUCAUGCUCUAAAAAGGGGUAUGAAAGUCAGACAAGAAGUCGAGAUGAGGCGCGCAGAAUCAUGACCGUCUUGAUCACAAUACUGAGACCAGCAUGGCUUUCGAUCCCUUUCAACUACAUGUCCCGCAUGCAUCAUUGGAUGUGGUUGUGACUGCAGCAAAACACGAGGAUGGACCGACAGUGAUACGAGCACUCAACGAUCCACGGGUCCAUCUGAAUCUAGACCAGCCGCCAUUUCCCUAUACAGAAGCAGAUUGGGAGUCGUGGUUCAAGCACGUGAAAGAGAUCAAUGACAGGACGCGAGAGGAAUGGCAGGCGAUGGCAACGUCGGACGAGAAGCGAGAUGUCGAGACGAGCCGAAGCACGAGAUGGAUCGGAUCCAAGGGAUGGGGUUCGAUGAUCCGGGUGAGGGUCGCGAAAUCCGACGCUUCAGUCUUUGGCAAUAAUAGUGACAGGACAGAGGUCAUGAUAGGGACCAUUGACGUGCGCCGGAGCGGAUUUCCAGGGGUCGUAGAUCGACAGGAACAAGCCGCCGCUGUCGCGUUCAACGAUUCUCUCCCUCUGGGAGACCCUGGGAUCGUCUGGGAGGUCGGGUACUACCUGAUAUCCGAAUAUCACGGACGAGGGAUCAUGCCAGCAACACUACAGACUCUAAGGAGUAAAGUACUGGUCCCAUUGAUGAAUGUGCAUAUCUUGACGGGGUAUUACUUUGAAGGCAACGAUGCCAGCCGACGGGUCUUUGAAAAAUGCGGAUUUCAGGCCCAGGGAAUGGUCCCCGAUGCCUUGGUGUUGCCUGAUUCUAAGGCUCGAGCAUCUGGUAAUAGCAUUGGAAUGGGAAUUAUGCGUUGGACAAGGGCUGGCGAUUCUCAGGAUGAGAUGGAUGCAAGUCAAUCUACUUGAUUCUUUGGUCUCUUCCCACAUGGAAUAUGGCUGUCAUUCUAUCAGAGGUGGAGCUUUCAGCACUUGGGCUACUAGUCUGUCCUGUUAGUGUCUACGGGCUUGUCUGGUGUGAAGGUGAAGUGGUGAGCAAGCAAAGAUGGUCUAUUGGCGUUUGGUCUUGGAUAGGGGCGGGUGUUGGAAGUGAGUGACCGCUGAAACAGGGCAUUUUUCUUUCUCACAUCAACGUUGACAUGAUAUAAGGUGGCAUGACACAGUAAAUGAGGCAGGAUAAUGCAAUGAGCAUCGAUAAAUGAGAGAUUAUUGAAGCUUG